Alternaria arborescens is the source of this 1416-nucleotide messenger RNA. RefSeq lists its product as hypothetical. The record is from RefSeq and is a predicted model, not a curated record. NCBI's taxonomy places the organism in Eukaryota, Fungi, Ascomycota, Dothideomycetes, Pleosporales, Pleosporaceae. Gene Ontology annotation, molecular function: hydrolase activity, acting on carbon-nitrogen (but not peptide) bonds. The transcript has 3 exons. The coding region runs from base 1 to 1416 and encodes 471 amino acids.
AUGGCAAGGCACUUUUUGAUGCUGGGUCAGUCACUGCACAAAGUUGAUCUAGAUCAUGCGAAGGAUCUGGAGGAGAUUCGAUCGCGCAUUUUACAAUAUGCAAAAGAGAACCCAGAAAAACCGCGCAUACUGUGUAAAGGCUGGAUGCAUUCCAUGACUAACGGGGAAGCCAAGGCGAGCAUGCUGGACGAUCUUGACGUUGGGGGAAGACCCAUAUACAUAGAUUCCAAGGACAUCCAUUCGUGUUGGUGUAACAGCGCAGCGUUAAAAGAGAUGGGUGUUCAGGAUAUGGAGGUGCCGGCUGGUGGAACGAUCGAAAGAGAUGCCGACGGGAAUGCUUCGGGUCUUUUGAGCGAAGCUUGCGUGCUUUUGAUCGUCUGGCCAUAUCUAGCAAAGGUCACGCCACUAGAUGAAAAAAUGUCGGCUUUGAGAACUGCAAUCAAAGCAUACCAUGCGGUUGGCUGUACUGGAUGUAUCGAUAUGGCGAUGGAUGAAAAUGCCUGGGACGCUAUUCUUGCUUUACGAUCUGCCGAAGGUUUACCACUGCGAGUCGCUGCCCAUUGGUGCAUCAUGCCAGGCGAUGGAGAAGAGCAUCGAUUGCAGCAAGUUGAGCGUGCUAUUAAGCUGAGUCAAGAGUUCAAUAACAAGACGAGCCCCGAUUUAAGGAUCGUUGGUAUCAAGGUCAUCUGCGAUGGAGUUAUUGAUGCCUGUACUGCAGCGUUAGCAGAACCUUAUACGUCUAAUGGUCAUUUCGAGGGUCCCAUCUGGACACCUGAAAUGCUCGAUCCCGUAGUCAAAAAAGCAAUCGAGGGUGGAUUGCAAUGCGCAUUACAUGCAAUUGGUGACCAAGCCGUUCACAACGCUGUCAACGUCCUUGAGAAGUAUGGCAACCAUGGCCAAAGGCACCGCAUCGAGCAUCUCGAACUCACCGCGCCGGAAGAUGCAAAGCGACUUGGCCAGCUGGGCAUUACAGCGAGCAUACAGCCAGUACACUCCGAUCCAGCCAUUCUUCGUGCGUGGCCGAAACUUCUUGGCCCCGAACGAGUGAAGCGAGCAUUCGCAUAUUCCGACUUCGCAGAACACGGCGCACCGCUCGCUAUCGGCUCAGAUACACCUACAGCACCCUAUGCACCUUUGCCAAACUUGUACGUUGCAACCACCCGUAAAUCGGCGAGACAACCGCACGUGGGCGACGCGCCUGUUAAUGAGAACUUCAAGCUUGAGUUGACCCAAGCAGUAGCUGCUGCAACAGAGGGCGCAGCUUAUUCUUCUUUCGCUGAGGGUCGUGUAGGAAGUCUGGAAGUUGGAAAGAUGGCGGAUUUCUGUGUGGUGGAAAUGGAGUGGGAAGGGGAAGAAUUACUCAAAGCCAAGAUAUUGGGAACGUGGUUCGAAGGAAACCAGGUGUAUAGUGCUUAG